AUGGAAGGUAGAAUAUUUAAUGGACCGCAAGGACCAAUCAAAUUUAAAGAAUCGUUGCAGUACGAUUUAAUUCAUAAAGUCCGUGAAGAGCCAAACCCUACCGAAGAACAGGUAGAACCGGUGCGACAAAUUCUCGAGUUUAACCCUACCGAAAACGAAAAUCAUAGGCAGCAGAAUCUUGAAAAAUUCUUGAAGGAUAAAAGAACUAAGUACCUGUUAAAAAGAAUCAAAAACUUAGAAGAAUCUUUCGAGAAUGAGCAAAUCCCUCUACAAUUAGAAAACAAGUUCAACACUCUUAAACGAAAACAGAAGAACUUGAAUUAG
Molecule: messenger RNA, 324 nt
Organism: Funneliformis mosseae
Lineage: Eukaryota; Fungi; Glomeromycota; Glomeromycetes; Glomerales; Glomeraceae
Source: the annotation of a GenBank genome assembly